AGUGUGAUGAAGCCUUCAGUCGUCUUAAGCAAGCACUAACAUCCCCACCUAUUUUGGCAUACCCGAACUUCUCACCUUAUGCAGGAGGAAUAAACUGGGAAGAAGAGCAAUUCAGGGACACAGAUAUUGGCGAGAUUUACCGCCUCCAGCUGCAGGGUAACUCCAAACCUUCUGGGCGCCUGAUGGCCUCGAGAUCCUCGGCAGCACGGAGUCUGUGGUCACGAUGGGGGCAACUACGGAUUAUAUCCCGAGUGCUCCACCUUGUGGAUAGCCAUAAAGAAAAUACUUACCACCCUCGUGGAUCGUUACGAAAGGAACGGUGGGACGAACACAUUCCGCUAUGUUUGCUGGCCUAUCGAGUAGCUACACACGAGUCGAUAGGUUAUGCUCCGGCGUUUUCACAACUCGGUCACGACCUCCGAUUACCUUCAGACGCAGACGCGCCUGUGGUUCCUGCAGACCUGGUUGUCCCUAACGAAUACGCCCGAUCACUCCAAGAACGCCUGUCCGCGGCACUACAAAUCGCCCGUGAAAACAUCGGAUAUGCACAGCAACACCAGUUAACUGUGUACGAUGGCAAAUCACGCGGACCUCUGUACGAACGUUGCUCUACUGUAAUGCAAGGUCAAUACACGGGAUUUCGCGUUCGGAUAACCUCUUCGCAAUUGGGCGACGUCGUUGGAACUGUGUGCAGCGUCUCGGAGAAUAAAAUCGAACUUUCAAAUGCUUACCUCAAUGGUCAGAGCACACUGCUACCCUCAGUAACAGUAGAGAGCAAAUUCAUCGAGCGCUUGCGAAUUCUGGCGACUGGAAGUGGUGAUUCAUCCGAUGACGUCACACCGAAAAAAGAGCAUGAUAAAACUGGUAGCAGUGGUCGUGCACAACGCCGCGAGAUGUUACGUAACAUUCCUAACACGUGCAAUGCCUACGUGUGUCCUGACUCCCCACCGGUAAUUCACCGAUCUGCUGGUGUUCCCGUCAAUCAUACUGGUGCGAAGAAUGGAGGUUCCAUAUCAAAAGAACGGACAUUCAGUCCAAGGGGCCUGGAUGCGGCACUAGCGAGCGUGACAUUAAACGACCCCAACAUUACACCAGGACAGAAAAUACGCAAACAUGCUCACAAUGAAACACCAUUGAAGCGUCGGAGCUAUUCUAUGUCUGAAGCUCAAAUCUCAAGUGGUGGCGAGAGUGACUCGCUGUACCGUGGAGCGAACGUCACAGCUCGUGGCGUGUGUGGUCCUUUCCCGAACGGGAGUCGGCAUCAUGCACCUGCGCACAGAACAACCUAUAAUCGCCCUGUUCCGACUGCAAACCACCGUCCUGGUGGCACAAACAGACAGUCGGGCACGCGUGCCGAUUGGGAUCAGAUUCGAGUGGAAGAAUUCAUGGAUGAGGAUUUCGAUUUUGAAAAAAACUUGGCCAUGUUUGACAAGAAUGCGUUCUACGAAAUGGUCGACAUGCAAAGGGGCGUCGCUCCACGUCCAGCUACCGUCCAGCCUAUUCAGUCCACUGAGCACUUUGCUGAAGGACCGGAUGGUGUUGGAGUUCCUCUGCUCCAAGGAACAGUGCGCCAUGCUCCUAAAAAAUCGAAGGAGUACUACGACGACUGUACCAUGACAACAAAUACAGCCACUCUGUCUUCAUCCAAACAGCGCCAUGAACAUUCAGUCCCCUAUUAUCAUCCCUCAUCUCAGGCACCCCCGGAUUCGACCAGCACGCAUGCUUGCAUUUGUUCUACCGCCAUCUGCUCCGCCGUUCCCGCGGGAAUCUCUCGACAUUGGCACACUCCCACCGGUCUUCGCGUUCCUGUACUGCCUGCCCCUGACCACUAUCGAAUGUUGCAUUACUUGGCUACUGGCAAAGACCCCUCGGGUGCAUUGUCUGAGCACCCGUCUCUGGAGUUAGUUCAUGGAUUGUCUUGGGGUCGAUUGCUAGAAACCGCUGGCCGUGGCCUGGUUGACCAUGUUAUGCGACAGUUGCGCUCUUCGGGAAUCAUGUCACAGCGUUCCGUACAGCGUCCACCCGCUCGAAUCCUGGUCCUUCCAGACGGUCCACACUUGGGCGGUGCUCUGGCUAUCACUUUAGCGCGACUACUCGCCAUUCGUGGUGCAUGUGUCUUGCUCAUUGCUCCCCGAGUGGCAGCUACAGAUCAUCCAACCCAGACGGACGGUCUAGACGCGGUCUAUCGAGCCGAAUUGGAGUUGGCUAUACAAACGGCCCCACGACCGAAUCCUUAUGGAUUGGAGGAAGAUGAUCAGUUCAACAGCGAAGAGGGCACGGACGAUGAAGAUGAGGGGGUUGACGAUGGGGCUGUGGCAGGGGCAGACGCCGAUUCAUCCGCACGCCAUCUGCUGCCUUCGGACGGAGAUUCCGAACUGGCUAGUUGCUUGGCUCUGGAUCAGCUGUCGUCCCAUCCAAACGACGCGUUAGACUAUAGCCCAUUGAAUCGGAUGUGGAUUAGCCGCAUGCCCGGACUCAAACUACUCCGGCGUUCCACGUCUGUCACCAAACUUCCAUCCAACGUUGUCAUCGAUCUGGUGGUCUUGGGACACUCGGCCAUGAGUCCACAUGACCCAACCUGUCCCGUGGACUCACAACUUCUCCAGUGGCUACAACGUCAUCACGCGAUCACCCGCGUCGCGUAUCUGAUGCCUCGUUGUGUCUCUGUGACCGAGCAGUACUCUCUGCGGAACGCUCCUAUACACUGGGUUGUCGAGUUGGGUUUGCCCAGACUGUUGCCCAGUCCCCAGUCCGACUCACUUUUCAGCAACAGCUCAAAUGCCCACCUACUGGUUGAUGUGGGCCUCAGUCGUAAUUUGAUUCGCCGCCUGACCAGCGAUCUGAAAUGUCUCCCACCCUAUGGUCUGUUUGACGUCGAAUCUGUCAUUCCACUCAAACUGGACCCGGUAGCUUCAGGUUCCACACCCUAGAUUGAAUACACCUCAUUGGGGGCUGUGUGUUCAGCUAUGUGUGGGUAGCACCGCCCAGAAUGAAACGUGGCAGCCUGGUGGAACUGUAUCCGACUGCGUUCUGUCCACUUUUCUCUCAUUGCUCCAAUGAAGUUCCACCUUUCAAUAUCGUGUUAAAUCAGGUGUUUUUCGACUUGCGCGACUUCCUUUUUCUCCCACUUUUCACCUCUAGUCAGCAGUUUUUUUCUCCUCAAUCAAAACUCAACUCCUCAACUGAAAUAUUGUACAAUGGUUGAAAAUUUGUCUCAAUCAUUUAUCCUUUUUUUCCUUCUUGAAUCGCGCUGUUUUGUAGUUACGCAGAAUAAGCAACAAUGUUUGUCGCAGUUUACGUCGACUCUUCGUU
This is a messenger RNA of Opisthorchis viverrini, 3312 nucleotides long. RefSeq lists its product as hypothetical. The record is from RefSeq and is a predicted model, not a curated record. The annotation marks the transcript as partial. Lineage: Eukaryota; Metazoa; Platyhelminthes; Trematoda; Opisthorchiida; Opisthorchiidae. Gene Ontology annotation, molecular function: mRNA binding. Gene Ontology annotation, biological process: P-body assembly; deadenylation-independent decapping of nuclear-transcribed mRNA. The transcript has 7 exons. Gene Ontology annotation, cellular component: P-body.